Colias croceus (clouded yellow) is the source of this 2000-nucleotide messenger RNA. RefSeq names its product putative inorganic phosphate cotransporter. The transcript has 9 exons. The coding region runs from base 12 to 1625 and encodes 537 amino acids. The record is from RefSeq and is a predicted model, not a curated record. Gene Ontology annotation, molecular function: transmembrane transporter activity. NCBI's taxonomy places the organism in Eukaryota, Metazoa, Arthropoda, Insecta, Lepidoptera, Pieridae. Gene Ontology annotation, biological process: transmembrane transport; monoatomic anion transport.
AUGUAGUUAUAAUGACGGAAAAAAGCAAAGAUUUAAACGAAAUUCCAGACGAAACGCUAUUAAACAUUAAAGUAUUUCCAAUACCAAACAGGGAUAGUGCACUAAUCAAAUGUUUGAGAAAUAAAUGUUGUAUACCGCAGAGAUGGAUUUUUGGAGUAUUAGCACAUAUAGGUCUUUGCAAUGCUUACACAAUGCGUGUAGCCCAUAAUUUAGCGAUCACUCAAAUGGUGAAUCGGACUAAAUCUCAGAGUCAUCAUUUCGAUCCUGAUGCUUGCCCUAAUGAAGCAAUAUUGAAUUUGACAACGUUUGUAAGGAAACCGUAUGCCACAUUUGACUGGGAUGAAGAAACUCAAGGAUUUAUUUUAAGUGGAUUCUACUACGGUUAUAUUUUAACUCAGUUUAUUGGUGGUUAUCUAGCUGAGAAGUUUGACGGAAAAUGGACUCUAGGCAUUGGGUUAUUAAUCACGGCUAUCCUUACAUUUCUUACACCUAUAGUUAUAAGAACUGGCGGACCAUCAUGGCUCUUUGCUUUGAGAGUUCUACAAGGAAUUACAGAAGGGCCUACAAUACCCGGGAUCAUGCUAAUGAUGUCACGUUGGACACCUCCUCAUGAAAGGGCUUUACAAGGUGCUUUGAUAUUUGGCGGGCCUCAAACUGGAAAUAUAUUUGGUGCCUUUAUGUCAGGCAUAUUGCUAGCUGAUGGAAGGGACUGGGCCAAUGUAUUUUAUUUCUUUGGCGCGUUUGGUCUCGUUUGGUUCAUUUUGUGGACUUUCCUUUGUUACAACGAAGCGAAUCAACACCCAUUUAUCUCUCAUGAAGAAUUGGAACAUUUGAAUAAAGUGAUACCGCGAGCUGAUGAAACGUCACGGAAAGAUCCCGUUCCUUGGAAGGCCAUACUGAGGUCACCAGCUGCUUGGGCUCUUCUAUUUGCUGGUGUUGGUCACGACUGGGGCUUCUAUACAAUGGUAUCAGACCUACCAAAGUAUAUGCAUGAUGUCCUCAAAUUUAAUAUAGCUACCACUGGUGCCCUCACUUGCCUACCAUACGUAGCGAAGUGGGGUUUAUCUUUCCUCUUUGGUUUCACCUGCGAUUAUGGUAUUAAAAAGAAGUGGCAUAGUAUACGGAUCGGAAGAAUUAUAUACACUACUAUUGGAACAGCUUUGCCAGCAACAUGUAUUAUUUUAGCUUCGUAUUCGGGCUGCAACCGUGCCGCUGCUAUAACCUGUUUUAUCUUAGCUAUGGGAUUUAUGGGAGCUUACGUCAGUGGAAUGAAGGUUAACACGUUAGAUGUGGCGCCAAACUAUGCGGGAUCGGUUACUGCUUUUAUCAAUACAUUCACAACUUUUUGCGGUAUUAUCUCUCCCUACUUGAUCGGAUUACUUACCCCCGACUCAACACUAGUUCAAUGGCGCAGAGCGUUUUGGAUAUGUUUUUUCAUAAUGAUGAUCAGCAAUAUUGCUUAUACUUUAUUGGCUAAAGGAAAGCAGCAGUGGUGGGAUGAUGUUAGAAAACUAGGGUAUCCAUCGGAUUGGAAACAUGGUCCAAUCAUCAAGGAAGUUGUAGAUAAAGCAGAAUCAGAUAAACUCUGUGAAAAGGAGGAACGGAUUAGUAUUGAAAAACAAUAAAUUUAACAAUAAUUUAUUUUAAGUCAAUUACUCUCAAUUUUGCAUCGUCAGUAUUACAACAAUGUGUGGAGCUAUAAUAAUUAUAAGCAUCGUUUGAACAUCUUUCUACGAGCGUUGUCGGUUGAAUGUUUUGUAACCGAAAAACUACAGGAAGAAAUUCUCACAAGAAAUAUGGAUGGAUAGCGAUCAAAUAUUUAUACGCUUACAUCAGGCAGCAAUACAGUUUAUUAGGUAGUAUGUCAUCUAUAAGAUCUCUAAUCUUACACUGAACUAGACAGCAAUUUUCGUGUGUGUAAUGUUAAAUAUUGGAUACCUACUAGAUUUUCGUUUUGUAAUAACGGGUCUGAAAUAAACUUUUCUUUUUCGUUAAUAUAA